Messenger RNA from Dendronephthya gigantea, 2082 nucleotides. RefSeq names its product E3 ubiquitin-protein ligase MYLIP-like. Gene Ontology annotation, biological process: ubiquitin-dependent protein catabolic process. The record is from RefSeq and is a predicted model, not a curated record. Gene Ontology annotation, cellular component: cytoskeleton. Lineage: Eukaryota; Metazoa; Cnidaria; Anthozoa; Malacalcyonacea; Nephtheidae. The transcript has 4 exons. Bases 156 to 1481 code for a protein of 441 amino acids. Gene Ontology annotation, molecular function: ubiquitin-protein transferase activity.
CAGCGGCCAGACGAAAGAAAUAGUCUUGCGAGGAAAAGCUUUGCUAAGCUCUUUCUGUUUACUUUUUAAAAUACGCGCCGUGAAAGCCUUGUAAUCUGAUCUAAGAUUAAAAUUUCACUUCGCCAACCCUCUGUGGAGGUUAAAAGAGUUCCAAUAUGACUUGGUAUGUCAUUACUUUGCCCGAUUCGACCACGCAAGAAUUUGAGUUACCUGAGAGGUCUAAAGGAGAAGACCUACUUGACGCAGUUUGCGAAAGACUCGAAGUCAUCGAACACGACUAUUUUGGUUUGCAGUACAACGGUCCAAAAGAUGAGAAACUCUGGCUUAAUCGACGAAACAAAAUUGUUCGUCAGUUGCCAGGAUCCCAACCAUACAGACUACGUUUUCGUAUGAAAUUCUUUGUCAAACCGCAUUUACUUGUCGAGGACAACACAAAGCAUUACUGUUUCCUAACAUGCAAAAAAGACUUCGAGGAAAGCGCUACAACUCACAACGAUGAACAAACGAUACGAAUACAUGCGUUAAUCUUACAAGCAACCUUUGGGGAUUUUGAGCGGGCGACCUUUACAAGACAUCGUCUUAACUGGUCGGCCGACUUUUCACAUUCCGUGGCGGUUCAGUAUUCAAAAUUAGCAGGAAUGAAAACUUCAACAGCUGAAUACAACUGCUUGAAAGAGUUUUCCUCCCUGGAAGAUUUUGGCUAUGAGUACUACAACGUUAAGACCGAUGAUAAAACUGUCCAUUCUGUUGGUGUCGGUCGUGAAGGACUCCGGUUUUGCGAUGCAACCGGCUCUGUUAUCAGAAGGGUUGCUUAUGGUGCUUUGAAUAAAGCAUGGAGAGAAAACAGAUGUUUCGCUUUGGUGCUGCUAAAUGAUGAUGGAACGCUUUGUGAAUACGACUUGAGGCUCGGAACAGCUGAAGCAUGCAUCCAGCUAUUUAGAUCAGUGACAGAAUCCCACUCAUUCUUCAGCUGUGAGACUGUAAACUCGACCGUACGAAACCAAUUCACCAGGGACUUUAAAGAUUCAAUAAUCUCCUUUUUUAGCGAGGAAACAUCAGAGAAACUUUACACAUUUGAUGUUGAUAAAACUGUUAUUGAAGUGCAUGACCACAUACGACGAGUUUUGUACAAGGAGCAACAGGAUGCAUCUGAGUUGGAAGAACUACCAUCCACGGAAGAAUGCCAGUGUACUACAACAGAGUGUGAGUGUACAACAGAGUCAAACUCCAUGGAAAAUUCGGAUGCACAAAACAUUGGCCAAUUGAAACAGAGACUUGAUAACAUACAACAGGCAUUUGUUUGCAAGAUCUGCAUGGAUGCGAAGAUCGACACGGUUUUGAUACCAUGCGGACAUUGGGUUUGCUGCCAAGCUUGCGGUCAGAGUAUCCGCAAGUGCCCUUUGUGCAGAAGUGAUAUUACUUUGCAACAGAGAGUGUACAUGGACUUGCCUGGAGUGUUUGAUAGUGUUCAUGCUGAAUAAGUUACCAUCAGUGAACUGGUUACCAUGCUAUGCGCGAUGAACAUGAUACACUAUUGCUGUUUCAUUACCUGGGUUUCAUAGAUCUAGAAAGCUGGUGAAUUCAGUGGUAAUGAUUUGAAUCAAUGGGGGAUUCAAUGUAAUGCCCUGUAGAAGAAACGUGAACAAGGCAUAUAGGCCAUUUCACUAGCAAAUACAUUUUACGAUUUAGGUUUUAGACAUACAUCUUCACAGCGUAAUGCUGAACUAUUCUUAUUUAAUGCAUACAAUUGUAGACGAAAUAUUUAUAUGGGUUUUUAUUAGCAUGGGGUUUUUAGACUAGUAUUUAUUUUCAUAAGCAUUAGAGGGUUGUGUAUAGCAUAAUAGCUUAAUUGUAUCAAUAAGAAAGUGUAAAAUUAACAUUAAUUGGGAAGUUGUUAGGAGUUGGCCAGACUUCUGGCUCAACAUUAUCAUUUUAAACUCUUUGCAUGCUAUAUGUAACGCGCUGUAUCUGAAUAUCCUAGAAUUUUAGGGCUAAUCAGUGUUGAUCAUUGUGGCUUAACAGAGAGUUCUAUGGCAUAUAUGAAAUAAUGGUAUAGCAUGUAAAGUAAUAAUGAUAAUUAAA